Molecule: messenger RNA, 3973 nt
Organism: Perca fluviatilis (European perch)
Lineage: Eukaryota; Metazoa; Chordata; Actinopteri; Perciformes; Percidae
Gene: fem1b
Product: fem-1 homolog b
Cellular component (GO): cytoplasm; nucleus
Molecular function (GO): protein binding
Source: RefSeq, a predicted model, not a curated record
ACUCUGGAGGUUUAAAAGCGGGGGUUUUGUUGACUGAGCUCGAGACCGCAACCGUUAGCACACAAGCUAACCGGCUACACCGACACCUCCGGAGACAGAAACCCACAACUGGAGCCUCAGUUUCGGACAGUAGACGGGUAAAACUCCCCCAACCGGGAUCCAUAGCUUUUUCUUUUGUGGCCAUAACGGAGAAAAUACAAUUUUCAUGUGUGCAGUGGGGCUGGUUUCGACAUUUUAAUGGGAGGCGGCUCGCUUUGGACGAGUGGACAUUGCGGGCGCCAGUUGCGAAGAAGAAAGCCGGGGUCCCGGCUCCCUGUCCCGUGCAGAUGGAGUCUCUGUCCGGGUACGUGUACAAGGCAGCCAGCGAGGGCCGAGUCUUGACCCUGGCCGCGCUGUUGCACAACCACUCCGAGCCGGAGGUCCGGUACCUGCUCAACUAUGUGACCCAGGUGGCCGGGCAGAGGUCCACUCCGCUGAUCAUCGCGGCCCGGAACGGACACGACAAAGUGGUCCGGCUGCUCGUGGACCACUACAAGGUGGACACGGAACAGACCGGCACGGUUCGGUUCGACGGCUACGUCAUCGACGGCGCCACGGCGCUGUGGUGCGCGGCCGGGGCGGGGCACUUUGAGGUCGUGCGCCUGCUGCUGACUCACCGCGCCAACGUCAACCACACCACGGUCACCAACUCCACGCCGCUGCGGGCCGCCUGCUUCGACGGGCGCCUGGACAUCGUGCGCUACCUGGUGGAGCACGACGCCGACAUCCGCAUCACCAACAAGUACAACAACACGUGCCUGAUGAUCGCCGCCUACAAGGGCCACGCCGACGUGGUCAAGUUCCUGCUGGAGCGGGGCGCCGACCCCAACGCCAAGGCCCACUGCGGCGCCACGGCGCUGCACUUUGCGGCCGAGGCCGGCCACCUGGAGAUCGUCACGGAGCUGGUGCGCUGCCAGGCCGGCAUGGUCGUCAACGGACACGGCAUGACGCCGCUCAAGGUGGCCGCCGAGAGCUGCAAGGCGGACGUGGUGGAGCUUCUGCUGGCGCACGCCGACUGCGACCCGCGCAGCCGCAUCGAGGCGCUGGAGCUGCUGGGCGCCUCGUUCGCCAACGACCGCGAGAACUACGACAUCCAGCGGACGUACCACUACCUGCACAUGGCCAUGACGGAGCGCCACCGCGACCCCGACAACGUCGUGGCCAAGGAGCUGCUGCCGGCCAUCGAGGCGUACGGCGGGCGCGCGGAGUGCCGCACGCUCCCGGAGCUGGAGGCCAUCCGCGCCGACCGCGACGCGCUGCACAUGGAGGGGCUGAUGAUCCGCGAGCGCGUCCUCGGCUCGGACAACAUCGACGUGUCGCACCCGAUCAUCUACCGCGGCGCCGUCUACGCCGACAACAUGGAGUUCGAGCACUGCAUCAAGCUGUGGCUGCACGCGCUGCGCCUGCGCCAGAAGGGCAACCGCAACACGCACAAGGACCUGCUGCGAUUCGCCCAGGUCUUCUCCCAGAUGGUGCACCUGAAGGAGCGCGUGGUGGCCUCUCCGGUGGAGCAGGUGCUGAGCUGCAGCGUGCUGGAGAUCCGGCGCAGCAUGGCGCGCGUGGAGGCGGCCGCGGCGGCGGCGGAGCCCGAGCUGCCGCAGGCCCUGGACAACUACGAGUCCAACGUCUUCACCUUCCUGUACCUGACGUGCAUCUCCACCAAGACGACGUGCGGCGCCGAGGAGCGCGCGCGCAUCAACAAGCACAUCUACGACCUGAUCCAGCUGGACCCGCGCUCGCGGGACGGCGCCUCGCUGCUGCACCUCGCCAUCAGCUCCAACACGCCCGUGGACGACUUCCACACCAACGACGUGUGCAGCUUCCCGAGCGCGCAGGUCACCAAGCUGCUGCUGGACUGCGGCGCGCAGGUCAACGCCGUGGACCACGAGGGCAACACGCCGCUGCACGUCAUCGUGCAGUACAACCGGCCCAUCAGCGACUUCCUGACGCUGCACGCCAUCAUCAUCAGCCUGGUGGAGGCCGGCGCCCACACGGACAUGGCCAACAAGCAGAAGAAGACGCCGCUGGACAAGAGCACGACGGGCGUGUCGGAGAUCCUGCUCAAGACGCAGAUGAAGAUGAGCCUCAAGUGCCUGGCGGCGCGCGCCGUGCGCCUGCACCAGAUCACCUACCGCAACCAGAUCCCCAAAACGCUCGAGGAGUUUGUCGAGUUCCACUGAGAGGGAAAAACGGGCCGAAGGACAAAAAAAAAACAAAGAGAGACUCCUUUUUGUUCUUUUUUUAAAAAACUUUCUUAUAAUUUUCUAACAAAUUCAAACGGUGCUGAAGAUGAUGGUUCAGUACUAAAAAAAAAAAAACAGUUUUUGAGCGUUUUUAUAAAGAAGUGGGUUGACUUUUUUUACACACACGCACACACACACACACACACACACUUACUUAAGCAGGGUUCAAAAUUAGCACCAUUUAGCAGCCAAAUGCACAUUUGCUUCACUCACCAGCCCAGAAAGCACCCCUGGUGAUCUAUUGAGUGGCUGGUAACAUUGGAACAUGCUCUGGUCAUGUGGCUGCUGGAUAAAAAAGGUAAUUUUAAACCCUGAUUUCUUUUUUUUUUUUUUUUUUUUUUUAAGUAUUAACUGCUAAGUACUAGAGAUGUUUCGAUACCCGUUUUCCUUCCCGAUUCCGAUACCUGAUACCUUUCGUAUUGGCCGAUCUAUAUAUUUUUUAUAAACCGUCUUUGGGUAAACUCUUCGCUAGCGGACCAAAACCAGAAAUCCAUUUAUUCUAUGUCUGCAACCAAUGAGGUCUUUUAAUGUGUCUUUAAAAUGUCUUGUUUAUUUUUCCCAGUCCCUAACUCAGAUAUUCAGUUUGUUAUGAAAUUAAAGAAAGCGCAGCGUGAAAAGUCGCUUUAACAAUUAAUCAUUUAUCAAAGUAGUCGUCCAUUUCAAUCACCUAAUGGUUUUGGACAGUUGUGGCAGCUCAGAAGAACUGAUUUCUGGUUUGGUCUGCUUGCGGCACGGCUAGGCGGGAGGGAUGUUUUUGUCCCGGUAACGCUACUUUUGAAGUUAAUGUCUUUUCGGGGCUAAAUUACGUGCAAUCGGAUCGGUGCACAGACUCGUCCAUGCCGGCUUUUUAGGCAGCAUGGGAGGCAUUUCCGAGAUAGUUAUCGGUAUCGAAACAACUCUACGUGCGUGUGUCUCUUGGGGCCGCGGCGAGCUUUGUGCUCAGAGAGCGAGCGCGAGAGAGAGUUGGUUUGCCUUAUCUCCAUGUGUGUGAGCGAGCGUGACGGAGAGAUAAACGGACAGAAUGAAUGAGCGAAAAAUAAUUUUCUCUGGCUUAAAUUUUUACGGCGACAACAACAACUCGCUGGCGAGAAAAGCGAGUCCGACUAAGGAGACGUGAUGCGACUGCGGUGCGGAAGUUCUCCCAAACUAUCAGGCUUUUAGUUCGUCGUACGUUUUUAAUAAACGCUUUACUGCCAGUCAUUAUUUGCAGGACCGGGUAUCAUCGCCACUGCAAUGUUCCCCCGUACUUUGGUUUAUCUGUGGCGGCCCGCCCACGACAUCAGCGUUGACCGCCCCAAAUGGAUUUUCUAUUUUAUUAAUAUUUGAAAUGGGUAAACCCUCAUGUCGUCGUAGAGCUGUGCACAGCAUAUUCAUUUACUCAGCUGCUCCUUUUUUCGUGCACGGCGGCUUAACCGCGUAAAGCCCCUGGCUCCUACCGUUUACCGUGUGUCUACAGUUAAGUAAGUCUGUUUCUCUCCGCCGUUGUUUUUGCACAUAUAGCCUAGCGGUAGCUACGUUAGCUAACGUUAGCUCUUGUUCCGGAGGAGCUCUGACCAGCGUUAAGUUGGGGGCGAUGACGCUUGGUUUUUGCUGCCGCAGCUUUAGCUUUUGGUUGUUAAUGUCUGAGGGGGAGAAAAACACCUUAAUAUGUUGAGAGCCAAAAGGUAAAAAUAAAAGUUUAUCAGCUCUGA